Danaus chrysippus (African queen) is the source of this 4050-nucleotide messenger RNA. Lineage: Eukaryota; Metazoa; Arthropoda; Insecta; Lepidoptera; Nymphalidae. The record is from the annotation of a GenBank genome assembly.
AUGAAUAAAAGAUUAUUGUCGGCAAGAAAGAAAAAUUUAGAAAGUCCUCCAAAACGGAGAAAAACUGUUCACGAAGAUUAUUUUGAAACUACUUUAAAAGAAAGUGGAAUAGAUCUAGCUAAACCGCCGGAAAGUUGUGAAGCAAAAUACGACAUAAUAGUUAUUACGCGAAAUUUAAAGAAAAAUUUACAAAAGCACUCAGAUUAUCCUCAAAAUUUAUCUGAAUUCUACGAUAAAUUUGUUGAAAGAUGUCAAGACUUAGAAAUGUUUAAACAUUAUUUAUUUCCUAAUAUUGUCAGAAAAACGACAGAUCAGACUAUUCAGUGCAAAAAUGACAGUAUUGUUAAAAUUCUUCUCACUAUACCAUUAUUACAAAAUAAAUUAAUCAACUACAUAUUCGAAAAAGCUUUUGACUUGGCAGCGGAUUCAAAAUGUGGACCCUGGAUCAAAAUGAUUUUAAGAUCUCUAUGUUCUUUAGAUAACAUGAUAGAUAGUGACAAUAUUGCUACUAAUAUAAUCAGCUUAUUAGAUGUUACUUAUGAAGAAUUAGUACAGCUUGAAAUAAUAACUACUAUUCCAGACAUAAUUGGUGACCAAGCGCAUGACAAAAUUGUUAUAGAAUUAAGUAAGAUACUGAAGCAAAAAGAUCACAAGCUUAUACCCGCUACACUUGACUGCCUUUCCUAUUUGUGUCUGUCUGAUGAUCAAUAUGAAGAAUUGAGGAAUGAAACAUUAAACAUCUUGAAGACAACAUCAAAAUGCAGCUACUUUCCAAAUUUUGUCAAAUUUCUCCUAAUUCCUGGAAAGUCAUCCGAGAGUACAUACAUGGUGGCCGUAAAAGGCUUAAGAAAUGCUUUGAGCUGGCCAUCAUCCAUUGCCUCACCUCAGGAAAUUGCAUCUAGCCAAAUAUUAACCGCACAGGCCAUACGUAAUACUAUGGUAUCUUCUAAAUAUAUAGCAAAUGCUUGGAUCAAAUUAAUUUCAAACUGUGGUGAUCAUUCAGAUCAUGAAGCAUUUGAUUUUAUAAUCAUUCUAAUUCUAUUCUCAUUAUCAGAAGAAAAACAGAAACAGGUUGAACAGAUAAUACGUAAACAAAUAAAACUUAAUAUUUUCAAGGAGGAUUUAUUGGAUAAGGCCUUUGAAAAAUAUAAUCCAAUAAUCAAAGAAUAUCUGAAACAUAUGAUUUUACUAUCAAACUCACUUUUAAAAACACCAGAUUCAAUAGUUCAAUCUUUUGCGUCACACAUGUAUUCACUGAUGUUUGACCAUCUUGAAGAUUCUUGUCAGACAAUAGUUGCAGAAUUAUUGCAAUUUGGAUUGAAUUGCAAGCACAGUCUUAUCAAUAUAUUGGCAAUUUUAAACAGUGUUGCAGCUAAGAAUAUGUCUGUAUUAAAACAUCAAAGUUCACAAAUGUUAACACUUUUAGAUAGAAAGGAUGACAUGACUUUGAAUGAAAUAAGGGCUGUCAUGAAUUUGGUAUGCGGUCUAGCCUAUAGUUAUGAUAACUCAGUAAUAAGAAGUGACGUUCAUAUAAUCAUAAGAAAAUACUUAGGAAGGUCCAACCAUACUAUUAAAUAUCAUGGAAUACUUGCCGGUAUUCAUGCUGUAAAAUAUUUAAUAGCAUUUUCCUCUGAUGAAGACAGUAAUAUAAGUUUACCAGAAGAUAUAAAUUAUGGCUCUGUGGAUUGUUUACCUGAAGGUAAUCUUAAAGAGGCAGCACAGAUCAUAGAACUUAUAAGCUGCAGCACAAGGGAGUUUCCUAAAAUGAUAGCUUUCUUCUAUGACGAAUUUUGUAAAAUAAUUAAUUCCUCAUCCCACAUUAAUAAACAUUUUCUUUUGUGGAUAACGGAGGCUGUGACUAACGAUCUGGCACAAAAUUUUAUUGUAAAUAAUCUACCGCAUGAGACAGUCGGAGAGUUAAGUCUGAGUCUACAGUACUGUCUCAAUACAGAAAGUGAAACAGAUGAUGAAAUAGCCAUUAAUAUUGCUGGCUUAACAUUGGAAGAACAAGAAGAUGUAAAUAUACUGGUACUGUCACCAUUGUUGCAAUUAGUUCAGACUUUGGAUAAUUUGCAAGAGAAGGAUAAUAAUUCAAAAAACAUUUAUGCACUAAUCGGUUGUCCUGUUGUUAUGCCAAAAGUAGAUGUAGAAGUCAUGAAGGAUGAACUCACUGAUACUUCUAUAUCAGCUAUUCUGGAUUGUCUAAUUCACUGCGUCAAUUGGUUUCGCGAAGUGCUAAACGCAUUUUCAGAUGUCCCUGAGCAAAACUUAAGAAGUAAGGUCAUAAAUAGGGUUUUUCAAAUACAGCAGUUGGAAAGCUUAAUUACGGAGAUUCUGAUGAAGAAUAACCUGACAUACCAGCCGCCAUCUUGGGCAUGUCAUUUAAAUACGAGUAAUGAGAAUUUGGAAAGAACUCUGAAGAAACAGUCAGCUGCUAAACGCAAGGAAAAGAAAAAAGGGGUAACUGAUGAAUCGAUUAUAUCAGAAAGCGUUAAGUCACAAGCUACGCAAAAAAAGGCAGUUGCUAAUUCCAAAAUGGCUUUAACUCACAACAUACAAUUUAGAGCCCUUGAUAUAAAGAUCAUAAAGUUAUUGAACGAAGAGUUAACAGAUGCUGAUUCCGAACAAGCUUUGACGGUCAAAAUUGCCACAUUUCUUUUAAUUCAUAUCAACAAAGCCCUUGAGAAUACGUUACACCCGAAGUUGAAAAAAAAUAUUUUCUCCAACAAACAAGAUACCGCUGAUGUAUAUGACCCCGUUAAGGCAGAGCAAUAUGCUGAAUAUGUCAACAAAACGAUGCCAAAAAUUGUUGAUCAUCUUGCAUUUGUUACGUCAUUCUUGGAAUCCAGAAUGUGCUUCAAUGAUACUGAUCAAGAGACAGAAGAAGACGAUGAUUUUCCGUAUAACGACGAAAUAUUUGAGUACAUAAGUCUAUUAGAAAACAUAUUUAAUUUUCUAAAAACUUAUUUCAAAUGGAUUGGUUUCAAAAAUCGAAACAAUCCGUUGUUACAAUCUUCUCUGAAAACUUUAGCAAAGUUAGAUGAUGAAAAAUUAGUCACGGUGCAGGAUCUAUUGACCACUGUUGCGAAAAGUUUACAGAAUUAUAAAAAGUACUGUGUACUACUAAGUACAGCUACAUCAUUAAUUGAACUGUUGAAAACGUUACAGGAACAUUCUUGCAAUCGUUCUAUAUUGGUUAUUUUAAGAGAUACAGCAAAAUCAUUCUUAUCAAAACAGUGGAAAACAGCAGAGGGCGCAGAAGAAAAAGGAGGUCAAUUAAAUCAAAGUAUAGAUAUAUUUGGUAAAGUAUUCUUCGAGAACAUUGAAAUUGAUGAGAUCAAAGAUUGCACUUUGUUAAUAAUGAAUGACGUAGAGGCUCUUAAAAAAGGUCGUUCUCAUCUCAAUUGUUAUAAAAGCAUUAAUAAAAACAAUUUCUCGAUAUUAUUCCGGAUCAUAGGGAGUUCUUUGCAUGAUAGAACUAAGCAUCAAGUAAACAAAAGGCUAACUAAUUCAGAACAUUUGGAAGUGUGGGAAAGUGUGUUAGUUACAUUGAAGUCUAUGGUAGAAAUAACGAGAAUAAUGGAUUUCAGGAAUAUCCUGAUGGUAUUUUUCAAAAAAUCUAUCCCUGUUAUAAAACUAUUUGUGACAUACGGGAUCCCAAUACUACAAUUAGAGUUCAAACACAAUCCCCAAAGAAUAUUAGGUAUUUGGAGUGUGUUACAGAAAUCAACGAGAUUUCUACAAUCUGUAUGUUGUCAUUCCAAAUUGAAGAAUGACAAAGUAUUGAUGGUUAAAAUUCCAACAGUCAAGGAACUGCUAGAGACGCUGAUAUAUAAAGUUAAAUCAGUUUUAGCGUUGAACGAGUGUUCGGAGGCUUUCGAGAUGGGAAACCUUAAAAAUAGGAACAUUCAAGGAGAAAUCAUUGCUUCCCAAGUAACUGUGGAUGAUAUUGAGGUGCAAGAGGAUUGUGAUGACCACUUGCCAGAUGACAGCGACUCAGAAGAUAGUGAUCAAGAGUUAGGCCUAAGGAGUGCAAGCGAAAUGAUAUAA